Antechinus flavipes (yellow-footed antechinus) is the source of this 5958-nucleotide messenger RNA. It is a transcript of the gene CC2D2A, whose product is annotated as coiled-coil and C2 domain containing 2A. Gene Ontology annotation, cellular component: ciliary transition zone. The transcript has 37 exons. NCBI's taxonomy places the organism in Eukaryota, Metazoa, Chordata, Mammalia, Dasyuromorphia, Dasyuridae. Bases 393 to 5345 code for a protein of 1650 amino acids. Gene Ontology annotation, biological process: protein localization to ciliary transition zone; non-motile cilium assembly. The record is from RefSeq and is a predicted model, not a curated record.
GAAAUCCUAGAUGAGAAAGAAAUACUGAAUCAUUCCUGGCCCCCCGGAGAAUUCGACCCCGAAGAUCCUAGAACAUCCCUAUUUCCUUGGGAACCCCUUGAGUUCUAGACUGGCGAACUGGAGUGGGUUCUGCCAACUUCUGGACCGUGUGGGGAGAGAACCGGGCAAUUCCUUUGGAGCUGCCUCCAUCUGCUGGGCUGGGGAAGGCGGGAGGGGGGGUUUCCCUGGGGGUGCCCGGGCACCCACAGCCCUGGGUCCAGGGAAACUCGCGGAAGGCCGGAGCCGGGUUUGGGAGCGCGGGGCUCCCCGGGAGUCGGGCCCUUUGCGCGGAGCCCACGCGCGGGCGGCCGGGCAGCCUCGGGCAGGGCCUGCCGGCCCCCGGCGGUCUGUAGAUGGCAGUGCAGGCUUGGGAAUCGGCGGGCUCCCGGCCGGGCCGAGCGCUCCCUUCUCCCUCCGUCCGCGCUCGGCGGGAUCCGGCGGGAGGGAGCUGCCGCCGGCCGGCCCCCACCACGGCAUCCCCUGUGGCUGGGAGCGGCCCCGGGAAGGUGAAGGGCUCGAGGACAGGCGGUCAGCGGGGCCCGUCCCGAGCACGGCCCGGAGCGGGAGGCACGAUGCAGGACUCCGGCCUGGAAGAGCAGUUGGAAGGGGCGGCUAAUCUCAGCUUUCAACAGGAGCAGCAACCGGAUGCGUCAGAACCAAAUCUCCUAAAUGCCACGGUCCGCAAAGGGCCCCGGAAUUUACCUCCCCUUCCUUCCACUUCAAGAACAGGCUUUGCUGAAUUUUCCAUGAGAGAAAGAAUGAGAGAAAAAUUAAAAGCUGCAAGGUCCAAAGCAGAAAGUGCUUUGCUGCAGGAAAUCCCUAGCCCCAAACCCAGGAGCUUUGUGAAUCUCAAAGAAGAAGGGACUGGAUUUGAUGAAGAGCCUGGCAAAAAUGUCCUAAAGGAGCCACAAGAGGAAGAUUCCCAGAGAUCUGCAAGAGUCAAGUUUCGGGAUUCUGGGAGGAAGCCCAAGUUCAAACCACAGGUCCGUCCUGGAUUCCCGUCUGCAGAAGAAGCCUAUAACUUCUUUACUUUCAAUUUUGAUCCUGAACCCGAAAAGGAUGAAACAAAAGACAAAAGUGGAGAAGAGUCCUAUCAGGAGGUGGAAGAAGGGGAGGAAGAGGAAGAGGAAGAGAAACCAGGUCAAGAAGAACAAGGUGAAGAGGAGCUAACUAAUGAGAAAGAAGCUGACGCCUUCUUGCUCGACUUAGAUCAGACAGCCCCUGAUUUUCUGGCAGUCAGAGCUGCCGAAUAUGAAAGCAUCCAUGAGAUACAGCACAAAGAAAAAGAAAUUCUCUUCAGACCCAGUUCUGUUACAGUUCCUAUUUAUAAAAAAAUCCCUGAAAAUAUGCAACCAAGAUACCUUGAAGAUGAAGGGCUUUACACUGGAGAAAGGCCAAUGGUUCCUCGAACUAAUCAAAACAUUAUGGAGAAUCGACUGCUGAUACAAGAACAAGAGAGAAAAUGGUUUGGUGAUGACGGCAGGAUCCUAGCACUCCCCAAUCCAAUUAAACAGUUUUCUACAAGACCACCAAUAUUCUCACAAGAAGAAGUCAUAGAAGCAGGACUAGAAACAUUAUAUAAAAAGGCAAUCAACUAUGUCCCCAAUAAACAGUACAUUGUUGGUUCUGGAGACUCUCCGGGUCAGUUUCAACUGGACAUCGACAUUUCAGGAUUAAUAUUUACUCAUCAUCCCUGUUUUAGCCGGGAACACGUUUUAGCGGUCAAAUUGGCUCAGUUAUAUGAUCAGUACCUAGCAAGACGUCAGAGGAACCAGACAAAAUUUCUAACAGAUAAGCUCAACGCCCUGAGGAAUGCUGUACAAACUCUCCCUGAUUCCACCAAACCUCCUGGGUCUGGCCACACAACUCGGGAAAGCGUGAACAAGUAUAAAUUUGAAAUUCGGCAAACACGAAGACUACGGGAUGCUGAAGAAGAAAAAGAUCGAACGUUGCUUAAGACCAUCAUAAAAGUUUGGAAAGAAAUGAAAUCCCUUCGAGACUUUCAAAAGUUUACCAACACACCCGUAAAACUUUUUUUGAGGAAGGAAGAAGUUGACUGGAAGAUAGACGAAAAGGCCUUUGAAGCAGAAAUACAAACAGAAACAAACGAGUUGCUCGAAGAGCACGCAGAAGAGUAUGAAAAGAAGAUGGAAGCCUACAGGGCCGAGUACCAGGACUGGAAAGCCUGGAGGAAAGCGCAGAGAAUCAAGAAAAAGAAAAAAAAGACGACAGAAGAACAAGACGAGGUCACCGAGGAGACAGAGCAUGGCGAGGAGCCCGUGAAGCCCACUCCCCCAGUGCCCGUUGAUAGGUCGACGAUAGAGCAGCAGGUUCGAGAGAGAGCCUCGCACAGCAGGAGGAAACCUGGGGAGCCUAUUUUAGUUCCUGAGCUGAGCCUGGCUGGCAAUGUGACCCCCACAGAGCUCUGUCCAAGGGCAGAGAUCUUGAGAAGAGAAGACGUAAGGAAGCGGUCAGUAUUUUUAAAAGUCCUUUUCAACAACAAAGAAGUUUCAAGGACGGUCAGUCGUCAGAUAGGCAUGGACUUCCGAGUUCAUUUUGGACAAAUUUUCAAUUUACAGAUACAUAAUUGGCCAGAGAGUUUAAUUCUUCAGGUCUAUGAAAGCGCUGGUUAUGGCAGCACUAACUUGUUAGCAGAGGUCUUUCUACCCAUCCCUGAGACAACGGUAUUCACCGGAAGGGCCUCUAUUGAAGAAGUUGAAUUCAGCAGCAAUCAGCAUGUGGUCCUGGACCACGAGGGAGUCGGAAGUGGCGAGCCCUUCUCCUUCGAAGCCGACGGCAGCAACAAGAUGGUUUUGAUGACCUCCGGCAGGGUGUCCAACAGCGUGGCCUGGGCGGUCGGGGAGAACGGGGUCCCGCUGAUCCCCCCAGCAGCGCAGCGCGGCCUCGGCGUUCGGAGGAAAGUUGACGCCAUCGCAUCCAUUGGUGCAUCGAGCUUAACGGACAUGAAGAAGUUGGCAAAGUGGGCAGCGGAAUCCAAGCUGGACCCGAAUGACCCAAAUAAUGCCUCGCUGAUGCAGCUAAUAACGGUUGCGACCAGUGGAGACACCUACGUCCCAGAAUUCUUCAGGCUGGAGCAGCUGCAACAAGAAUUUAAUUUUGCUUCAGAUGAAGAACUAAAUAGAUCGAAGCGCUUCAGACUUCUGUAUCUCAGAGCCCUGGAGGUGCCAGAGUUUCGGAAUUUUAAGCAGGUUCCCAUUUAUGACCGAGAAAUCAUGGAAAAGGUGUUCCAGGACUAUGAGAAACGAAUACGUGACCGAGGGAUAAUCGAGACCAAGGAUCAUUUAGAUGCUCAUAGAGCCAGAGUGGCCAAGUACCUCCAACAGGUUAGAGAGUCGGUGAUAAACCGCUUCCUAAUCGCAAAACGCCAUCUCCUUCUCUCGGACCUGGUGGUGGAAGAGGAUGUUCCCAAUAUCAGCAUUCUGGGAGCAAGCCUCUUCAAGUUGGCGGAACAAAAGCGGCCCUUGAAGCCCAGAAGAAAAGGAAGGAAAAAGGUUCCGGCACAGAACCUGUCAGAUGGAGACAUCAAGCUCUUGGUGAACAUCCUCAGGGCCUAUGAUAUUCCAGUGCGAAAACCCAGCAGCAGCAAACUCCAGCAGACAUCCCGCUCUUCGAGACCUUUCAGUGAAACAUUUGUGACUUCCCCGUCGAUGCAAAGUCCAGCCCACACUGUGGACACUGUGCUCAGUCAGGUUUUAGUUCGACCUUUUGUGGAAGUUUCUUUUCAAAGAACUGUUUGCCGCACGACUACAGCUGAAGGUCCAAAUCCUAGCUGGAAUGAGGAACUUGAACUUCCAUUUAGAGCCCCUAACAGUGAUUACAGCACAGCCAGUAUGCAAUCAGUGAAGGACGAUAUAUUCAUCAACCUUUUUGAUGAGGUGCUCUACGACAUCUUGGAGGACGAUCGUGAAAGAGGACGCGGCAUCCAUACCCGUAUCGAGAGGCACUGGCUGGGGUCUGUUCGAAUUCCAUUUAGUACUUUAUAUUUCCAGGGCAGGAUUGAUGGUACCUUUAAAAUAGAUAUCCCUCCGGUUCUCCUGGGCUACAGUAAAGAGAGAAACCUAAUUAGUGAAAGAGACUUUGAUUCUGUCAGAAGUCUGAGUGAUGGCACCUACAUCACUCUCUUUAUGACUAUUGAACCUCACCUUGUGCCUGGGGAGUCAGUUCGAGAAAAGAUGACUGACAUGCUAAAGAAGUUUGAUUCCCAGGAAGAUGAGAAAUUGCUUCAAGCAGCAGAGAAGUUUCAUGCUGAGUGUGCCCAGAAAUUUCCAAAAAGGCAAUGCCUGACCACCGUGACCGACUUAAGUGGAAAAACGGUUUUUAUCACACGCUACCUCAGGCCUCUAAACCCACCGCAGGAGCUCCUCGAUAUGCACCCCAAUAAUCCGCAAGCGGCGGCGGAGCUGGUGGCCAGGUACGUUGCCUUGAUUCCUUUCCUGCCCGACAAUGUUUCAUUUACUGAGACCUGUGACUUAUGGAGCACGUCAGAUCAAUUUCUUGAACUUCUGGCGGGAGAUGAAGAAGAACAUGCAGUGCUGUUGUGUAAUUAUUUUCUGUCCCUGGGGAAGAAGGCCUGGCUUAUGAUAGGCACUGCCAUUCCUGAGGGUCCAACUGCCUAUGUGCUAACUUGGGAACGAAGCCAGUAUUUAAUAUGGAAUCCCUGUAGUGGAUGCUUUUAUGGACAGUUUGAUACAUUUUGUCCUUUAAAAAGUGUGGGCUGCUUAAUAAGUUCUGACAAUAUUUGGUUUAAUAUUCAACAGCAUGAUUCUCCAAUGAGGAUAAACUUUGAUGUCACCAAACCCAAACUGUGGAAAUCGUUUUUUUCAAGAAAUCUUCCAUACCCAGGACUCUCAAGUGUUCAGCCUGGAGAAUUAAUUUACCAAUGUACAGACAAAGCUGCUGCAUCAGAACUACAAGACAGGAUUGAAAAAAUACUGAAGGAGAAAAUCAUGGAAUGGAGACCACGCCACAUAACUCGAUGGAAUAGAUAUUGUAUAUCCACUCUACGACACUUCCUGCCUUUGCUUGAAAAGAACCAAGGGAAGGAUGUAGAAGAUGACCAUAGAGCAGAACUUCUCCGACAGCUAGGAGAUUACAGGUUCUCGGGAUUUCCAAUUCACAUGGCAUUUUCUGAAGUGAAGCCUUUGAUAGAGGCUGUGUACAGCACCGGAGUUCACAACAUCGAUAUCUCCAAUGUUGAGUUUGCUUUAGCCGUCUACGUUCACACUUAUCCCAAAAACGUGCUCUCCGUAUGGAUCUACGUGGCUUCACUUGUUCGUAACAAAUAAAUGUUCCAGAUUGUGCCCUGUACGUUUGAAAAAGUCACAGGUACUGCCUUAUUUAAGUUUGAAGAUCCAUCAUUAGAGGACUGGCCAAAGAUGAAUCUUUCAGCAACAGCAACUCAGGAAAACUACCUAAACUCAAGGUAGAAGGGUUGAAACCUGCCUGUGUUUCUGGUAUUAAACUCAAAUAGAAAUGAAACCUCCAGGUAACAUACUAACCUGAAAAACCAUAAAAUGAACAGUAUCUGUGGUGUGUUGCAUUUUUAUUUAGUUAACUAUUUUCCAAAUACGUAUUAAUCCAUUCUGGAGUUGUGCAAGAUGUGUAUGUAUGCAAGAUACCUAUGACCUAGACCAUUAAAAUAACUGAUCUCCAAAGAUAAAAUAUAACUAGAGCCUCGUUGACCAUUAUAUAAAUAAAUAAUAUUUGCAUGUAAUUAAAAUACAAAUUAUAUUUAUUUCUGGCAAUUUAAUUCCAUGUUCUCACUUGAAAUUACUGAAACUAUGGAAAAGUAAAUUUGUGAAUAUAAAUGCAUCAAUGGAAUUUUAAAAGUACAUCUAUUUCAACUUAGCAUCAAAAUACGUAACUAGUAAAGGAAAUAAACUACAUGUUUAGACAACA